CCUAAAGGUACAUAUGUGUACCUGACCUUUCUGCCAUCGACACAACGGAGUGAGAAGCGACACAGUCAUGCUUGCCCCACGCAGUCAUACUGGCGGCAGUGUGCACUUCCGUUGUGCACCCUCCAACCUCGUGCCGCGGGCCCUCUACGAAGUCUUCUCCAGCUUCCGGCUUUCCAUUUCCUCGCUUCUCCCGCUGCCUCGCCUUUGAGAUGGAAACAACAUCCAACGACCACAACGCGACGAAUCGGAACGACCCCAACAUGGCAUGGCGCCAUCUGGGACAAACUGGACGCCGUCUUUCGUCGAGGCUCCACAACCUUCUUCCGAUCUGGCCGUCUUUCCCAGCGAGUGUGCGCUGAUGUGAAUGCCUGACCGCGAACGCCUACUUCAGGCAGAAAGACCGCUUCGGCCCGCUAGGCCCGAGGGCCGAUUCUACUCCGCUGUGCUCUAGUGUGCUGCUCUGAAGGGUAACGAUGGAGCGAUCCAUCGCGGUGCGUGCUCUACUACUCUCUGCACGCCUCUUCUCUCUGAACACCACCACCACCACCACUACCGCCACCACCGCCCCCCAUCCGCCCACGCAGCAGACUCGCACGCCGGACCUAGAGCGUGUCACAAACUUGUUAGCUCGCCCUCUUGCCCGUCCCAAUCGCUAUCCACCGCCAGAUUCGGAGCUUUGCUGCACGCGAACAUUUCCCACCCACCGACAUUCUGCUCCUGACAAGCAGCUUUCGGGCGGGAACUCGACUUUCCUUAUCAUUGUACUCAUCCUAGGAACGACUUCUGAAAGAUUCGCGGAUUUUGGAUAAGUCGAAUUACCACGAUGCCGCCGUCGCCGCCGGCAAGGCGGAGCACGAGGGGAGCACCGCCAGCGGCACCAGCUUCUACGACAUCAUCCACCAUAUCCUCCACACGGCAGGAUCGAAACGUGCGAGGAACGAAUAACGCAAAGUCUGCCACUCCACGAUCACUGUCCUCCGAGGACAUCAGUGAGCCGCCGCGGCGAAGCCAGCGAUCUCAAGUCGCCCACAAAGACGACGACCCCAGUAAGACAGAGGAUGCCGUAGAGGAUCCCGAUGAAGAAGCUAUGGACGAAGAUGAGAUCACGCGAUGCAUAUGCGGCCUACAAGAAUAUCCUGGUCCUCCAUUGAGCGAGGCGUUCGCGGGCCUUCCAGACGCGCAGGCGGAAGAUGCUGGCGAACUAUUCAUCCUGUGCGAUGGCUGCUCAGUCUGGCAGCAUGGAGGCUGCGUAGGCAUUGUCGCGGAAAACUUGACACCGGAGAAGUACUUCUGCGAGCGGUGUCGACCGAAGCUGCACGCUCUCGGUACAGAUUCACGAGGGCAAAGCUACUCCCUCUACCUCCCACUCCAUCCCAAAGCCUCUACGCGCAAGAACUCCGUCAGCAAGCCUGAUGACAAGGCGCGGAAAGAGCGUGAGAGUCUCGCAUCCAGAGCAAGCGUCGAUCCAGCUACCGGCAAGCGACGUGCCACCAUGCGAAGCAAAGAGCAUGACGAAGAGGAGGAACAAAUCAGGAUCGCGAUCGAGAGGAGUACGCGGGAAGUGUCAAGUAAGGGAGGAACUGGCCGCAGGAAUGGCAAACGCACGAGAGACGACAGCAGCGAGGAGAGCAAGUCGGACCACAAGCGCCAACGCCGAUCGUCAGAGUCGAUACCGCUCGCGGCAAGGAACAUUUCUCCCCAUACCGAGGACUCUGAAGAUCAGACUACAGGCAAGGGAAAGGCCAAGAGAGAAUUGCUCGAGAAACGGGAGCAAGAGAAGGAGAGGACACGAUCCGAAGCUGCAGGGAGAAGACAAGAACGUGCAAGAAGUAGACGUGGUGGUGAUGACCCUGAGCAAGCCGAGGAAACGAACCCUGAGCCCACACUGAAUGCCAAAGCUUCCCCUCCGCCCCCUUCGUCCCAGCCGCCAUCACCGCCAGCCGCCGAGAAGACUACGUACAGAAAGGGACCAGGCAAGAAGCCAGCGAAGAAACUGGGCAACAACCAAUAUACCAAAGCCAAACUGGAACAGGCCGCAGCCUCACCCCACGGCAGAAAGAAGACCCUGAACCAGCCCCCCGGGAGCGGUGACGAAACGACCGAGAACUUGACCAAUGGUGACAACAAUGGUAGCAAGCAGAGCCCGGGUGCUCCUGAAGUCCCUACAGGUACAGGCAAGGGCAAAUUUGGUAGAGGCAAGAAGACUGCGAAUGGAAAUGGUGUGAAGGCGGACAAUGAGCCAGUAGAGCGCACGUUCACGAACAUGCAAGCUGCGCUGGUGAGCAUGAGUGCAUAUGUGGAGCGGCACAAAGCCGAUACGGAACAUCUGCAAUCAGCAAGUGUACAACCUUUGGGGAGCGAUGCAACACCGUCAAGCGAUCGAUCCGGAGAGGGACAGUCUGCCUUUGAGAUGGGUCUCAGUUUGCAGAAGAACAUUGAGGUCUGGCAACGACAAUGGGGGCAUCUUGCUGGCUCUGGUGGGACCGUAUCGUGACACUGGCCGACGCCGAUGAUGAAUGGCAUUCACGACCUCUCUUUUCCGUAUCGCAUGAAGUUGCAAGGCGAUGUCGCCUGUAAGCGAUUCGAUAUGAAGCAUGACUGGACAUGAGACCGGAAGCAGCUCGAGCUUGCCAUGUGACUGACAUUGUACAGCUUCAAUACCUACUUUCUACUAUCUUUUGGUGUGACGCUUUUACGCAAGCUACAGAUCUAUAUAGCACGAAUAUACCUAGUAUUCUUUCC
Sphaerulina musiva SO2202 is the source of this 2742-nucleotide messenger RNA. RefSeq lists its product as uncharacterized. Lineage: Eukaryota; Fungi; Ascomycota; Dothideomycetes; Mycosphaerellales; Mycosphaerellaceae. Gene Ontology annotation, biological process: negative regulation of rDNA heterochromatin formation; negative regulation of silent mating-type cassette heterochromatin formation. Bases 824 to 2494 code for a protein of 556 amino acids. Gene Ontology annotation, cellular component: Rpd3L-Expanded complex; Rpd3L complex. The transcript has 5 exons. The record is from RefSeq and is a predicted model, not a curated record.